GGCAAGUUCGUAGCACCUGCUGGCUGAGCCCGGCGCGGGCCAGCCAUGUCCGAGAUCCUCUGCCAGUGGCUCAACCAGGAGCUGAGGGUGUCCCGGACCGUGAAUCCCAAGUCAUUUGCAAAGGCAUUUUCCAAUGGUUACCUUAUUGGAGAAGUCCUGAACAAGUUUGAACUUCAAGAUGAUUUUUCAGAAUUUUCAGAGAGCAGGGUAGCUACUGCCAAACUUAAUAAUUUUUCCCGCUUGGAGCCAACACUCCACCUUUUGGGCGUGCAGUUUGAUCAGAAUGUGGCCCAAAGCAUCAUCACAGAGAAGCCUGGGGCAGCAACCAAACUUUUAUAUCAAUUGUACAUUGCUCUUCAGAGAAAAAAGAAAAGUGGACUGACAGGCAUAGAAAUACAAGCUUUGCAGCCUCAGACAACUUCAAGACUUCAAAACAUGAAGAGCGAAGCUUUUCGAGAGAAACUUAAAAACCUGAUACCACGCCAAACUGAUUUCAAUCUGAUGCGGGUUACAUACAGGUUUCAAGAAAAAGUUAAACAGAUGAAUGAAGAUCUUGACCAAAUGCACUUUGAGGAAUUUGAAAAAUUUCAAAAAAUCAAGGAAGACCAAAGAUGUUUAAAACUCAAAAAGCAACGCUUAAGCAGAAGACGACAAAAUGAAAUAAUGGCCAAAAUUCAAGCAGCUAUCAUACAGAUUCCUAAGCCUGCAGCAAAUCGUACAGUGAAAGCACUUGAGACCCAAAAAAUGAUGAAAAAGAAAAAAGAGGCAGCGGAUGUGGCCAAUGAAAUUAAGAACUUUGAGGCAUUAAUAAAAAAGGAUCUUCAAGCAAAAGAAAGUUCUUCCAAGACUUUUUUAGAUACAACAGACCAGAUAAUUUCAGAUUUGUUAAAUACUUACUCGGAUGAUGACUACAUUAAAAAAAUCCAGAAGCGCCUGGAAGAAGAUGCUUUUGCUCGAGAGCAAAGAGAGAAAAGACGGCGGAGGUUGUUAAUGGACCAGUUAAUAGCUCAUGAAGCCCAGGAGGAAGCCUAUCGAGAGGAGCAGUUGAUUCACCGGUUGAUGCGCCAGUCCCAGCAGGAACGCAGGAUUGCUGUUCAGCUCAUGCAUGCUAGGCAUGAAAAGGAAGUUUUGUGGCAGAACAGAAUUUUCAGGGAAAAACAAUAUGAAGAAAGACGUCUCAAAGAUUUCCAGGAUGCUCUUGAUCGAGAAGCGGCUCUGGCAAAACAAGCCAAAAUUGAUUUUGAAGAACAAAUCUUCAGAGAAAAGGAAAUUCAUGAGAAGAUUGCUGUAGAAAGGGCUCAGGCUCGUUAUGAGAAGCAUUAUACAAUUUGUGGAGAAAUUUUGGAUCAAAUACUUGAUUUGUCCACUAAAGUGGCAGACUACCGGAUGCUGACAAAUAAUCUGAUUCCAUAUAAGAUGAUGCAUGACUGGAAGGAACUGUUUUUUAAUGGAAAGCCCAUAUAUGAACAAGUCAGGCCUGGGCUCCCUAGGUCUUCUUCAGGAGAACUCAUAGAACUGGAGAAAAGAAACCUGCUAGAUAGCAAUGACUAUGAAGAAUACAAGAACAUGGUUGGAGAGUGGGCAGUACCGGAAGAAUUAAUAGAAAAUCUACCACCCUCCAACAAUAGUAUAUUGGGCCAUGUGCUUCAGAGGCUAAUAGAAAAAUCUCUUCCUCCUCAAAUUGAGUCAACAGAACCUGAAAUACCUUCAUUUGCUGUUAAAGGAUGCUUACUAGGGAAAACACUGAGUGGAAAAACUAGCAUUCUAAAGGCCUUACAGAAAGACUUUCCUAUUCAGGUACUUUCUAUUGACACUCUUGUCCAAGAAGCCAUCCAAGCAUUUCAUGAUAAAGAACAAAGUACAGUGAUGCCACCAAUUCAGGAAGAGAAUGAAGGACAGGCUGUACCUAGUAUACAAGAAGAAACCCAGGAUUCACAAAGUCCACAAAAUAUAUUAUCCGCUGGUCCAGUUUCAGGUGGAGCAUUACCAGUAACAGAAGGUACUGAUGCUGAUAUAAUACCAACACCUGACGAAAAUGGUUUCUCAAAACUCAGUGUGCGUGCUCAGCUUGGUGAACAAUCAGAGCAAUUGCUGAAGAGAGGAAAAAGCAUUCCAGACUCAUUGCUAGUUAGCAUCAUGGUGAAUGCUAUUAGUGAGAUACCUAUGCAUCAAGGCUGGGUCCUUGAUGGUUUUCCAAUGACCUUAAACCAAGCACAGCUCCUGGAAGAAGCUCUUACGGGCUAUAACAGAAGCCAAAUAGAAGCAGAAAGAAAGAAUACACAAAUACCUACACUGGCUAUUGAUCCUACAACUUCCAAAGCAGUACCUCCUCCCUCUCCAGCAUUUGAUUUUGUUUUAUUACUCGAUAUUUCUGAUACUGCUUCACUAAAUCGCCUGGCUGAAGAUAUUUCACAUGAAAUUUCUCAGGAGGACAUUGAUCAACAUGGAGCUGCCGAAACCCAUAAGGAAAGGGACCAGAACUUAAAAGACCAAAUACAGCAUAGGAUUAUAGGCUUCUUGGACAACUGGCCUGCAUUGGAGCGCUGGUUCUCAGAGCCAGAAAAUAUUUUGAUAAAAAUCAAUGCUGAAACUGAUAAAGAAUCUUUAUGUCAAAAUGUGAAAGAAAUUUUUACAGUUGAAAUUGACAAAAAAAAGAAGAAAGUGGAAAAGAAAUUAGAAGAAAAGAAAUUAGAAGCUGAGAAAAAAGAAGCAGGAAUUCCAAGGGAGCCUUCAGGUCUUACUCCCUCUCAACCUGAACCAGAAAAAGAGAAGGAAAUUCACCAUCAAGAUACUUCAAAAUCUUCUGCAAAAGGAAAGCCACAAUCAGGAAAAUCACCAGGAGGGAAAACACCUGUAAAGAAGUCUCCUCCUGUUAGCUCUUCAGAAGCGUCACCCACUCCAACCAUGCCACCGCCACCGAAGCCAGGAUCAGAAGAAUGGGUCUAUGUUGAUGAGCCAAUUCCUGAGGAAAUAACUUCAUUUUUAGUGCCUUACUGGGAACUGAUAGAGAAUUCCUAUAUCAACAGCAUCAAAACUGUACUCAGGCAUCUGCGAGAAGACCAGUUCUCUGUGCUCGUUUACUUGUAUGAGACCCGAACAAGUUUCCAGGAGUUUCUAAGACGUCCAGAUCACAAGCAGGAUUUCGUUUCUCAAUGGCAGGCUGAUUUCAACUCUCUUCCUGAUGAUCUGUGGGAAGAUGAGGACACAAAGGCUGAGCUACACCAACGAGUGAAUGAUUUGCGAGACCGCCUGUGGGACAUUUGUGAGGCUAGGAAGGAAGAGGCUGAGCAGGAGCGGCUGGACAUCAUUAAUGAGAGCUGGCUGCAGGACUUCCUUGGAAUCACCAUGAACCACUUCUUUUCCUUGAUGCAAGCAGAACUGAACCGUUUCCAAGAUACCAAGAGACUCCUUCAAGAUUACUACAGCGUGAUGGAAGGAAAAGUCCCAAUAGAAGACAAUGAGGGAUUUACGAGAAUCCCAUUGGUUCAACUUGAUGGUAAAGACAUCUCAGAAAACCAGCUUAGGAUUCCUCUAGUCCCUCGAAUAUCUAUUUCUCCGGAAAUGGCUACACCCAAACCAAAAGUCAAAGCAAUACUGAAAGGCAAGAUUGAUUACUCACUAGAAAACGUGGAAGCAAACUUUGAGGCUGAUGAAAAGUUGGUGAUGGACACAUGGCAGCAGGCUUCGUUAGCAAUCUCUCACAUGGUAGCUGCUGAAAUUCAUCAGAGGCUCAUGGAAGAAGAAAGCUUAAAUCAGCCACCAGAAUCAAACGAAAAGUCUCCUCAGCCUGGUGCAAGUAAAGGCAGAAAGGAAAAGGAAACACUCAAGAAGAAAAAGGAUGAAAAGAAAGCAAAAGGUAAACUCGAAUCUGCUACAGAAUCCACCCCUGUACUGUUAUCACCCUCUAAAGAAAACAUCGAAACUCAAAAUAGAAGUGAACUGAAGGUGAGAAUCAAGGAAGAACAUCUUGCUGCCCUGCAAUUUGAAGAGAUAGCCACACAGUUUCGACUAGAACUGAUCAAGGCAAAAGCAUUGAGUGUCCUUGAAGAUUUAAUCACAAAGGUGGUGGAUGUCUAUAAAUUCAUGGAAAAAUGGCUUGGGGAGAGGUACUUGAAUGAAAUGGCCAGUGUAGAAAAAUUAACAGAAGUAGCUCGCUAUCACAUUGAAACAUCUACAAAAAUUCAGAAUGAGCUUUAUUUAAGCCAAGAAGUUUUCUUCAUAAAUGGUGAUGUAAAAGUCUUCCCAGAUCCUCCACCACCAACACGUCCACCACCUAUAGAAAAGGAAGAAAAUGGCACCUUGACCAUCGAACAGCUUGAUAAUCUUCGAGAUCAGUUCUUCGAUUUGGCACCUAAAGGCACAUUAGGAAAUAAAGCGUUUACUGACAUUCUGCUUGAUUUGGUGACUGUGAAUCUAGGAACAAACAACUUCCCUAAUAGUUGGAUGCAUCUCACCCAACUUGAGUUGCAAGAAAUAACGUCUUUAUUGACAAUCAACUUUGAGUUCGUGGACUGGCGGAAAUUCCUGUUAGUGGCAGCGAUGCCCUGGCCCAUCCCACUGGAACAGGAACUCCUCGAGACCCUGCAGAGAUUCAAGGCUGCAGAUAAGGCGCAGUUGGGCACCAUCACUUUUGAGCAGUACAUACAGGCUGGACUGUGGUUUACAGGAGAUGAAGAUGUGAAGGUUCCAGAAAAUCCUCUUGAACCCCUGCCAUUUAAUAGACAAGAACAUCUCAUAGAGUUCUUCUUCCGACUGUUCGCUGACUAUGAGAAGGACCCACCCCAGCUUGACUACACUCAGAUGCUGUUGUACUUCGCAUGCCACCCGGACCCCGUGGAAGGUGUCUACAGGGCCCUCAGUGUGGCCGUGGGGACCCAUGUCUUCCGACAAGUUGAAACUCCUAUGCUGACUGCAGAAAAGACUUCCUUCUCUACUGAUGUAAGUCCUAUUGAAGAGUUUCCUGAACCUGAGGAAAAUGUCACAGGAGAGGAGAGGGAAAUAAGAGAGGAGAGGGAUGAGAGAGAACAGAAGGAAGAAGAAGUCCUUGAAAAUACAAACACUGAAAAGAUUUCCAUAGAGACACUACUCAAAGUGUUCCAAGGAGGAAACGAAGCACAAGAUGUGAACAGAUUUGUCAACCAUCUAAAGUCAGAGAACAUUUAUGCUGAGAGCUUCAACAAAACAUUUCAGGAUCUGGGUUCCAGGAACCUGGAGCCAAUUCAAGUUUCUCUCCUCUUGAAGCAUCCUUUCAUUCAAGACCUGAUUGCAAAUUAUUCAGACUACAAAUUUCCUGAUAUUAAAAUGAUUCUGCAGAGGAAUGAACACAUUCAAGGCAGCGAUGGAGAGAGGUCACCUUCAAGAGUUACAGAGGAAAAGAAAUGAA
This is a messenger RNA of Dipodomys spectabilis (banner-tailed kangaroo rat), 5383 nucleotides long. It is a transcript of the gene Spef2, whose product is annotated as sperm flagellar 2. The transcript has 36 exons. Gene Ontology annotation, cellular component: manchette; sperm midpiece. The record is from RefSeq and is a predicted model, not a curated record. Gene Ontology annotation, molecular function: protein binding. Bases 46 to 5382 code for a protein of 1778 amino acids. NCBI's taxonomy places the organism in Eukaryota, Metazoa, Chordata, Mammalia, Rodentia, Heteromyidae. Gene Ontology annotation, biological process: sperm axoneme assembly.